Messenger RNA from Lytechinus pictus (painted urchin), 3479 nucleotides. Its product is annotated as tropomyosin-1-like. Bases 597 to 848 code for a protein of 83 amino acids. The record is from RefSeq and is a predicted model, not a curated record. NCBI's taxonomy places the organism in Eukaryota, Metazoa, Echinodermata, Echinoidea, Temnopleuroida, Toxopneustidae. The transcript has 2 exons.
UUUGGUAUUCUUUUGAAUGAUGGAAGAUAAACUAAUUCAUGCAAUACUCAUUUGGAAUUGUUUUGAAUGAGGGAAGGGAGUUGGAUUAUGAUAAUUAACCCUUAGAAAUAUGAAAAUAUAAAAGCUUAUCGUUUGUAGGCCAUCGAUCUUCAACGUACUAGUAGUUUAUAGGGAGUGUAAAUCAUAGAAGUAAUAGCCAAAAGUUUGAACAGUUCUGAUCACGUGAUCCUUCUCACAAAGCAAUUAAGAUGAUUUGGGGCACGUUUCGGGUAAAAAUUUGCCAGUAUCGUUUAAAAAGAAGAUAAAAUGAUAGCAAAGCAAUGAAUUUGUGGCUGAUUUCAAAUAUACCCCGUUUAUAAACACUAAAUUUCGUUUAUACAACAAAAAGAAAACGUGAAAGUUGAUGCGAUACCCCUGCACAAUCGAUACCUCAUUGUUCGAUAUUCUUUUGAGUUUUGCCGGUCCGCUAGCUAGCUCUCGAUCUCGCGCUUGCACUAUAGCUCGUUCGCUUCAACGACAAGUGGUUGCCGAGUAUCUGAAAGCCUCAUUUGGUGAUAUAUUUUUCAGGAGAAGGAAAGGAAGCUUUACAAAUCGAAAUGGAGGCGAUUAGGAAAAAGAUGAGUGGGUUGAAAACGAGACUCGAAGAGGAGGAGGAAAAGUGUAAAGACUUAGAAAAGCAGAAACAAGAGAUGGAGGAGCGUGCAGACGCGGCAGAGGCAGAGGUGAAGAAUCUUAACAGUAAACUUAUCCUUCUUGAAGAAGACAAUGGCAAACAAGAAGAGGCAUUAGGAGAUACAAGGAGAAGGCUAGAAACAGUUGAAGUAGAAGCAGACGAAAACUUAAGGUAAGAAUCAAAUGCCAUUUUAAUGACUUGUUUUCAGUGAAGUUAAGUAGGUGAGGAGAUAGGUUGUUGACUACAUGUAUGGGGAAAGUCUUGACACAAGUGUCUACUACAUGUACAUGUACAGUACGACAGGUCAAGGGAAUUUGUCAAGUUUAUUUGAUAUGUAGGCCCUAGAUAUACAUGUAGAUCUCAUAACAUGUGUUUUACAUUUGUAUACCAAUACAUGUAAAUGAUUAUGCAUCAUUCAUAGAAAGCACCAAACAUAAUAUGUUUCUAAAUCUAUUUCCCUGCCUGUGGCACCACUACCUGAUCAGGCAUUUGAUCAUUCAAGGAAUUUCUUCCUACGGGAACCCAUUUGUCACUCCUGAGUGGAGAGGGCAAAAGUACAUUUAGAUAAAUUGCCUUGCCAAAGGACACGAGUACUGUGAUGGGAUUUGAACACUGGACCUUGUGAGUCUGGUCUUCUCUCAGUUCCAAAAUGUGAAACAAAGUGGGGAUAGGGCUUUUGUUUAUGCAGGGCUUUCGCUAUGGAAUUCCCUUCCACAAGAUACUGUACAGUAUAUCUGUGAUAGCCAGCCUGUUGUAAUGAAACUGUUUUAGAUGAAACUAAAAACUUACCUAUGCGAUUCUUUUUAUCAAUGAUUUGAGUAUAAUAUUUCUAUGUUCCUUUGUUAUUUUGUAUUCUCCCCCUUCAACUGUGCACCUUGAGCAUCUCUACAAUGAGUUAAAUUUUAAGUUUGGAGAUUUAUCCACUGAGCCACAACAUAAGCCGUACACUUCUUCUCUUGAAGUUAACCUACAAUACAUGUAUGAUGGUUUCUUUUAAAAAGGUCAAGGUACAUGUAGGCCUAUUUGUCUAUGCAUAUUGUAAAUGAUGUGAUCUGAUUUUACAUCUCAAUAUACAAUGUAGUAAUGUACCCUUUAUAUACUUCAAAUUCAUAAAAAUUUACUGCUACACAGUUGCGCUCAGAUGCUCAGGAUUGUUGACUGAUUUGAUAGUAUCUGACCCUACCAGCAAUAUUGACACAAGUAAUCUUAAGCUGAUGUAAUAUUGAAUGUAAAUACAAAGUCACAGUCAUGGUGAGAAUUAGUGAUUUAAAAGAAUGCACAUACAUACAUUACAACCAAUUUACCCCAGUGACAUUAUCAUUUGCCUUGUAAUGUUUGAGAGUACUGUACCUUUUCAAAGUACAAUGUAGGUCCUACAUAAACCCUACAUGUACAUGUUGAUAAAGUUGGAACUUGCAAUUCCAUCACACAUGCUCCUACACUGUAGCAAAAGUUUACUUAUAUUUUAUUUGCUAUCUGACUAGAUACAUGUAUUUAUUGCAGUUGGAGAUUAAUUAUGUACCAGGACCCUGUUACAUAAAAGUACCGGUAACUAUUAUGGAAACUUCGCCAUCCAAUGGUAACUACCAUGGUAUGAUCAACGGCCAAUCAAAACCACUUGAGGAGUCCAUUGAAGGUACCAUUGAAUGGCAAAGUUACCAUAAUAGUAACUUUUAUCAACAGGGCCCAGAUCUCCAAAAUAUUAAUGUAUAAACUGUUUUUUCGUGGGGGUUUUAUUUUCACGGAUUUCACAAAUUACAGAUUGGCCGUGAAUUUAACAACGUGCAAAAAUAUUGACACAUUUUGUAAUCAGUGCCCCAAAUCUCAAUGUCCCCAACAGCAAAGCUUUACUAUUGCAAAAUGCAAACAUCCUGUGUGGUGAAAAAAUUGAGAUAUGCACCUAUGUAUGUACAAAAAAUAAGGUUGAGAAAGUACAGUAUAAACACAUGUAGACGUAGUAAUUCAAGAAAUUAGCUAAAAUUUCACUUUUUAAUUUCUCAAACAAAAUCAGAGCCUAAAUUAUUUCCUAACAUAUUUUUACCAAUAUUUAUUCACUCACUGUAAUAAUUACAAUGUAUUUUCCAUGAAAUAAUUGAUUUUAUUGUCAUCUGAUUAACUCUAUACACAGGUACAUUGGCAGUUAUUGGCAUACUCAUUAAUAUUUGUAAGUCACAUGACCAGAGGUUUUAAGGCGUAAGAUUCUGUUCACAAAAUUCAACAUUUCUGUACUCAAACCAACUUAAAAAAAAAUGAAUCUAACAAAACACAACUUCCAAAGAUUGCUUUUAUAGAUCAAACUAUGACGAAUUUUCAGAUCUAAAGAUACAAAAAAGGUGAAAUUUAAGCCACUUUAUUUACAAAAGACACAUCAGCAUAGAGGCUUUGAGGAGCAUAUUUUUACACAUGUUUUGCACUAUUUUUGCUUCUCUGUAAUGCUGUGGAAGUGUUUGGUACAUCUUGCAAUCGCGAAUUCAACCCGGGGGGGGGGGGGGGGGCACUCAGUAUAUAAUGCAUAGUGGGUAUGUGCCGCGGAGGGGACCCCCAUUUUUACACUCAAAUUUCCGUUCGAAGGCAUAGCAUUUUUGUCUUAUUGAGAAAAAGAAAAAAAAGAAAGCCGCUCCAAAGCAUAGCAUUUUCUUCUUAUCGAGAAAAAAGAUGAAAGAAAUCCGCUCCAAAGCUUCGCAUAUUUUUCGUUACGCUGUUCCGGUCGCAUUGGCUGCCGGGCUAGCUGCAUCAUGCACGCAUGCCCGUUCCAUAUGCAUAAUACGCACUCACACGCUGGCGAUCUGUUCCAAGGACCCCCGUU